GUCAACGUAAUCGAUUUAAACACGAACAAAUGGUAAACACACUAAUUUUUUAAGAUGUCGUUUAUCUGUUGUUCGGAACAUAAUAAUUUGAUCAAUUACAUAAAUUCAUUAAACAACUUGAAACUUUGCGAAUCUGAAAAAUACUUUUUACCCACCGAAGUAGCGAUACAUAAUAAAUCAAAUGACUGUUGGGUUUCUUGUAACGGCAUCGUUUACGAUCUGACCGAUUUAUGUAAAUUGUGGUUAUGUACACGAGCGAUAAAACCUCUAAUAGCACACGCAGGAAAAGAUAUCAGUCAUUGGUUCGAUCAUAAUCGAAAGGAUAUUAAAUAUUACGUCCACCCUGUUACCGGUGUUUUAGUACCAUAUUGUCCACAUGGACCAAUACCGGAUGUAUCCGAUUAUGUCGUACCUUCCACUGCUUGGCGACCGUUAAACAAAUGUCCAUGGUGGUUAGACGAAAAGUACAUGUUAGGCAAACUCACAAAAAAUCCACGACCAUGUAGAAUUAUCAAUGUUCUUACCGGAACGAGUUGUGUUAUAAUGGUUUGCGAAGAGGAUACGAUUAGACGUAUUCAAGAACGUGCUUUAUUAUUUAAUCCACAUGGACAAAAUUACUCAUGGAAAUUUGAAGGAAAAGAUAUCAAUCUGGAUUGUACAUUAACGGAAAAUAAUAUUCCGGACGAACGUAAACGGUUCCUAGCUUUAGGGCUUCGCGAGGAUUAUUAUAUUCCAAGUCUUAUGUGUUAUUAUAUCGAUAAGUAUGACUAGAACGAAUCCGAUUGAAAUUACAGACGACAUAAUAAUAAUUAAUUAUUGCCGAAAAGUCAAUAAUAUCAUUAUUUUUUUUAUUUCGUGAACUUUAAUAAGAAAUUUUCUACCUUAUCGGAUGUCUCACAUAGUACUUAUCUCUAUACAAAGAUGACACCACUGUCCUCAGAUACAAUUGGAAUUGCUAUUGGAGUUCUUAUAUAUGAUGGAAAAAUAAUUGAAGACAAUAAUCAAUA
Molecule: messenger RNA, 1007 nt
Organism: Vespa crabro (European hornet)
Lineage: Eukaryota; Metazoa; Arthropoda; Insecta; Hymenoptera; Vespidae
Product: cytochrome b5 domain-containing protein 1
Exons: 2
Coding region: 55-771 (238 amino acids)
Source: RefSeq, a predicted model, not a curated record